Pelobates fuscus (common spadefoot toad) is the source of this 544-nucleotide messenger RNA. RefSeq names its product 2'-deoxynucleoside 5'-phosphate N-hydrolase 1 (gene DNPH1). Gene Ontology annotation, biological process: deoxyribonucleoside monophosphate catabolic process. Gene Ontology annotation, cellular component: nucleus. The record is from RefSeq and is a predicted model, not a curated record. Lineage: Eukaryota; Metazoa; Chordata; Amphibia; Anura; Pelobatidae. The coding region runs from base 28 to 483 and encodes 151 amino acids. Gene Ontology annotation, molecular function: 5-hydroxymethyl-dUMP N-hydrolase activity. The transcript has 4 exons.
GGGCGGGGCUAGCUCAGUCCAGGCAGCAUGGCGGCGCGCACGGUGUAUUUCUGUGGCAGUAUUCGGGGCGGCCGGGAGGAUCGCGCUCUCUAUGAGCGGAUAAUACGGGAACUCGGGAGAUUCGGAACCGUGCUAACCGAACACAUCGCCAGCCCGGCUCUCACUGCCCGCGGUACCAGGGGGCGGGGUGAAGACCUUGGGGACAGAUUUAUACAUGACCGAGAUAUUGAGUGGCUGAAGGAGGCACAUGUGGUGGUCGCAGAGGUUUCCCAACCCUCACUUGGCGUAGGAUACGAGUUAGGCCGGGCUGUGGACAUGAACAAGAAGAUCCUAUGCCUUUUCAGGCCGUCCUGCGGGAGGGUUCUCUCUGCGAUGAUCCGGGGAGCAGAUAAUGGCCGCUCCGUGCAAGUGAAGGAUUAUGAUCCAGCAGACAUUGAGCAGAUUAUAUCAGAGUAUUUCACGGUCACAUUUCCUUCCUUGUGACUUGGAGCAAGAAGCACAUUAAGGGGACACAUGUUAAUAAAAAAGUGUUCUACUCUUCUAA